This is a messenger RNA of Wyeomyia smithii (pitcher-plant mosquito), 600 nucleotides long. RefSeq names its product vitelline membrane protein 15a-1-like. Bases 40 to 435 code for a protein of 131 amino acids. Lineage: Eukaryota; Metazoa; Arthropoda; Insecta; Diptera; Culicidae. The transcript has a single exon. The record is from RefSeq and is a predicted model, not a curated record.
AACCUGUCAGCGUACACAAGUGUGUUUCCCGGUCUUGAAAUGUACAAGUUCAUCGUUUUGGCAGUGCUCGCAGCCGUCGUCGGUAGCCUGGCCGAUUACGCACCCCCGAAGUAUGAAGCACCGAAAUACGAAGCACCAAAGUACGAAGCCCCGAAGUAUCACGCACCGGCUCCAGCUCAUCAUGGCGGUUACCACGCUCCAGCACCAGCUUACCAUGCUCCCGCUCCAGCACACUACGCCCCGGUUGCCCACCAUGCCGCUCCAGUAAAGUGCGGCGCCAAUCUGCUGGUAGGAUGCGCACCAAGCGUAGCCCACGUGCCCUGCGUCCCAUCGUACGGUGGAUACGGUGGUCACGGUGGACACGCAUACGGACACAGCCACGUCGGUAGCCCACACCGAAGUGCCGAUUCCGAGGCAUUCGAAUCCUUUGAGUAAUGGAACAGCCAUUAGCAGUCGUUUGUGGAAGAAUUAACAGGAAAUACUCGCCUCUAGUUGGAAAUAUAGUUGAACUUUCCAGUUGUCGGACAGCAGCAACAAAUGAACAGAAUGUAGUUAGGUAGUGAAUUAUUAUAAUAAAUUUGUGGUUUGUAGCGAUAGUAA